This is a messenger RNA of Amoebophrya sp. A25, 1690 nucleotides long. The record is from the annotation of a GenBank genome assembly. NCBI's taxonomy places the organism in Eukaryota, Dinophyceae, Syndiniales, Amoebophryaceae.
AGCUUCUGUUCUUGAAUAAUUUUCGAAAUCGUGGGUAACGACCGUAACGUUAAAAAAGAGUCCUCUAUUUGUAGUCGUUUCUAAACCGGUUUUGCUAGUAAAACGUGAGUGAAUAAAAUGAACUGUGACGUCAACGAUAAACGCGCUCUCCGUCCACGACUAUAAUGAGCGUAAAUCUACGACGUGCCGUGACGCGGGGCACGACGCGACGAAGCGGAGCCAAGUUUUGCAGCUACGAAGAGUUCGUCGAUUUUGUGAAGCCUCUCAAGUUCACUCGUGUUGAGGACUUCUUCGCCUGGCGCCGGACCAGGUCGCGCCCCCCUUUUAUUCCAACGCGCCCGGAGCGAAUCUACCGUCGAUGUGGGAAAUGGACGUCUUCGUCUUGGAAUGCACUGCUGCACCGGUCCCCGCCAGCAAAAACGGAAGUAGCUGCGAACGCUGCUAGAAAUGAGACCAGACAGUACUUCGAGGCACGGAAUCGUCGUGGCUGCAAUUUUGAACGAGCCAUCGAAUGGUUUCAAAAUAUCGCCAGGGAGAGUACUUCCGGAUCGUACGAAUUCCUUCGUGUGCCCAAUCGCGCUGCCGCAAACCUUCUUUUCCGCAAGCGGUGCGAGAAUUAUGAGCACGGCUUGACUAAUUCUAAUACCAGCUGUCCGAAGAAACAAGCAAGUGACAGCCGGUGGGCUAUUUUACAAGUGAAAACCACUGAAGGACGCGAUGGUGGCUACGGUUUCGAGAAUUCCAUCGCGAAAUACCAUUUUCGUGGGAUCACAUCUCAUCCGGACGUCGGUGUUGUUUUCGUCUGCUCGCCAGAGGAAACCAUAAAAUUCGCACAAUCUUCCAGCGAGCUGCGUAUUGAAACUCCGAAGCGCAGGGUCAAACUUGAUUACUUGCCUUGUCACGGGAAGGAUGAAAUCGCGGCAAAUGUUGAGCGCCUUUGGCAGUCGUUGCCGCGUAAGCGGCUUGUGGACUGGUGCACGAAGACGUCGCUUUUUGAUGGCCGACACGGUUUCUUUCGAAAGAUGGCCCUACAGGCUACGGAAUCGCUGUACCACCCUGCGGGCCUCAGCCGAUUCGAUAGCGGUGCUUCGUAUGGCGCUGCACAUAACUUUUCUCUUGGUGAUUGCACGUGUAUGCAGCGCGUUGUGACGCUAUUUGCAAAUGGGAGAAUUCGGGCACGUUUUGAUCAGCGUGUGCGUGUAACAGCGAGCCAUACAACUAGUGCCGCAACAGGGCGCCUCCUAAGCAAACCGUCCUCGGCCUCUGACAGCAUCGAUAUCUUCGUUUUUCUCGUCUGCGACGCGCAGAAGCAAUAUCUUCGCGGGCUUUUCAUGUUCCCAAAAUGGUUUGUAAUGCGCCAUCACUGCCUCGCAGAUCCGCUGACUGGCACAGCGGGUCGUACUUCCUGGAGGCUUUAUCCUCCAGACACACCUAGCUUAAACAUGCUUGUUCGGGACAAGGCCGCUGGAGCGAUGCGGGAACAGCAACUGUUUUACCUAGACUUAUCUGGAGACCAGCCACAAGCUUCUGUGAUACAAAAGUUUCACCGAAUUUUGAAGUCUGCUAAAAACAUUGGAAACUUUCUGCGUCAUGAUGUAAUUCUAGAAAAUAGAUAUGUAUAGGAUCAAUAAGGCUCAAUCUACAGCGUCGCCAAGACGAGAAGGGUGCGGCGACUAGGAAGUGGUAAAAU